This is a messenger RNA of Megalops cyprinoides (Indo-Pacific tarpon), 3339 nucleotides long. RefSeq names its product SH3 domain binding glutamate-rich protein like 2 (gene sh3bgrl2). The record is from RefSeq and is a predicted model, not a curated record. NCBI's taxonomy places the organism in Eukaryota, Metazoa, Chordata, Actinopteri, Elopiformes, Megalopidae. Gene Ontology annotation, cellular component: cytoplasm. The transcript has 4 exons. Bases 182 to 508 code for a protein of 108 amino acids.
CGCGGGUGGGGAGAGAGCAUUAUUAUAAUGAUAUAAAUACGGAGGUCGCGCGUUUACUUAAUUUUAAUACACCGAGGAGGAAGGAACACUGUGACAUUUUCGUUAGAAUAAACAAACCCAUCGGAACAAGGAACGAUUUAAGAAACUCCUUAAUCGGACCGCUGCCACUAGGAUUAAUAGAAUGGUAAUUAGAGUUUACAUCGCCUCUUCCUCUGGUUCUGUUGUGAUCAAAAAGAGGCAGCAAGCAAUUGUAGGAUUUCUGGAGGCCAACCGGAUUGUGUUUGAAGAGGUGGACAUCACUAUGCUGGAGGACCAAAGGCUGUGGAUGUACCGGAACAUUCCUGAGGGCAAGCGGCCAGAGAAGGGGAAUCCCCUCCCCCCUCAGAUAUUUAAUGGAGAGCAGUACUGUGGGGAUUAUGAGGAUUUCUUUCAGGCGAAGGAAAACAACACUGUGUUUUCAUUCCUAGGACUAAGCGCCCAGCCUUCAGUCAAGCAAUCGGAAUCAUAGGUGUGUCAAAUUCUGAGGUCUUGCACACUCCCCGAAGCACUCGGCAUUCCCGCAUUACAUCACUUCCUCUUCCUGACACGUCACAGAGCCACUGCUGCUUUGCCAAAUGUCACUGCAUCACUCCCCACCGUUGGAGGCCAAAGGAAUGCAGAAGUUUGCCGGCAGCGAUGGACUUUUUAUAGACAACUUUUGAUACUUACAUAUGUAGCAGGACCACGCUUUCGGCCGAUAGUUUGAACCCUUCGAUGCUCUUGAACCAUGCCUGUUGUAAGAUCUUGGGUUGAUGAAGGUUGUGCCCGUUUGGAAUGGCUGCAGUUUACAAUGAGCUGCAUUUUGGUAAUGUGGGGCUAGUAGCCUACAGGGGGGUAAAGCAGAGAUAACCUGCAGAACAUUUCCUCACUGUUCCCAUGUUAUCUGUUUAAACAGAUUAUCCAAAUAAAUACACCACGUUAAAUUGUGUCCAUGCAGUGGUGUAAAAUACCUGUUAUAAUUUUUUUUAGUCACAUUAAUUUUCACCUUCCUGUUUUGUCUAUUUAGUGUCUUGCUUUGAUGUUAUUCAUGUCAACCUCAGGCCAAAACAACCGUCAUUGCUGUGGAACAGGGAAUUUAUGAGAAAUCUUCCAGUAUUACCCUCCUCUUCUUGCAGUGGAUCACUGUGCUGUCAGCUCCCAGAUGCCUUCUGAGCAGAGUUUAAUGAAAAGGGAAUAUCUUCAAUAUCUUAUUUCCUAUUUUCAGUUAUGAGUAUGUGCUGUUUGUUUACCCAACUGCAAUUCUGGAGCUCAGUCCCUUAUGGAAAGGUAAAAAUGUCAGCUGUCUGUAGCAAGAUGUUUCACAAUGCAGUCAUCUCUUUUUUUAAAUGCAAUCCUAAGAAACCUCAACCCUAGCAGGGAUAGAAGGGCAAUGUUUGAUCAGAUAUAGGUUAAAGUUGAUGCAGUGGCCUACAGGAUGGUUCUUUCAAGGGGAGAUUAAUAUGUAGCUCUUCCUAAAAUCUAACAGGUGAAAUGAAACAGAAAUAUUCUAAAUAUACAUAUAAAAGAAUACAGUUUUCUUAAUAAAUAAAGUACUCUGCAUACUGUAUACAAGUUAAAUAACACUGGAUAAAGGAUGACCCCUAAAAGGUUUCUCAUAUACUUUAUGUGUUAGUUCAAAGGAGUUCUCCAAAGGAGGUAUGGUUGCCAAACCAUGGUUUUAUAAGGUGUUUUUAUUCAGCAUAUACUGUACAAUGUGUUGUUGAUUGAGGGAUUACAAGUUGCUUCAUAUAUUUUCUUCGAAAAGGAGAAUCACAUGCUGUCUGACAGUGAUGUGUAUACACAUGACAAAGUACGCCAUGAAUGCCAUCAAAACAUUAGAUUAAUUCAACUGACAGACUUCCUUUGUGCUUCCAUUUAUAUUGUCUGUCCCUCUUAUUAAACUGUUAUGGAUGGAUGGAUGGAUAAUCUUUUAAUGUUCACACAUGACAAACGCAGUCCCUCUCCUGCUUACCAUUUUAAAACAAGAGGUCACAGUCAGUACAUGCACAUGGUUGCCUAGUAAUUCCACUCACUACACAGAAGAUUGACUUCGCUCUUCUCAAGCUCAUUUUUUUGUUGAAAUUUAUCAUUGAAAAAGACAAUAUAAAGCUUUUUACAAAAAUAUGUGUGGCCUACAAAUUGAACUUUCAUAAAUGCAUUUGAGGCAGUUUAUCAUUUCUGUUUGGAUAUGCAUUUGUUUUUAAGUGUAAAUCUGAUGUAUUCCUUAUUCCUCAUAAUUCUGACCAUGUUUUUUCAACCUUUUUAUCGUCUGCUGUGACUUCAUGCUGUCCUUUUACAAAGGAACACAGCUGUUGCGCAUCAAGCUCCUUGCUCAUGUCACUGCUGCACAGAGCAAAUUUCACAUGUGGAUGCGUAUACCAUAGCUUCCUCGGCACUGCACUUGAUGACUAUCACUAGCCAUUGGUACAUUUCGGCAACACGUGGUAAUGUAGAGUUGAGAAAACAAAUCAUAGUGUGAGUCAAACAUUUGUGUUGAUUUUGGAUAUUUACACAUGUACAAUAUGUAGGUCAGAGUGUUGAUGAGUGUACUGUAGAUGGGAGAGGACCAAAAAGCCCAAUGGCAUGCAUAUGGGUUAUGGGUUAUGGGCGUUAUGGGUGAAAGAGGGGUGAAAAAGUGGGGACCUGUCCUUCGAACCUCAGUGCGCUUUCCCCUUAGCUGUAAGUUAUUUUAGCAAGUGUCAUUUUGCUUUCAAGCUGUAUACAAUAUCCUGAAAAUGGCAAUUACUGAAAUUAGUAAUAAAAAUGUAAUAAGUAAGCAAACAAUAUACAAACAUGUCUAAAUUCCUUAAAAGUUAAAGACAAAGGGGCGUUGCAUUUAGACUGAAUAGAGCCUCUAUGUACAACACAACACAACACAACACAACACAACACAGUAUCAGUGUGGGAUAGAGUCUUUCACCCAAUAUAGGUUCUGAUACCAGCCAUGAUGUACAGUGAGACCGACAGCUUGUAUUGGUGUAUAGACUGUGCUUUGAUUGGUUUUGGGAUGUUGCAGUAAAUGGAGACAAUAUUACUUACAUUUUCGAGUUUGCCAUCAUCAGUCUUGUGUAGACUAUGGCUGUUGAAGCUAUGAGUGCCACUGCAUGAGAACCAUACCGCUCUUAAGGUGGUUAAUACAGACGUAAUGAACCAUGUAGCUGUAAAUGGCAGCAGUUAUUGCAUAUCAUAACAAGUGAUUCGACCAGCAAAUCUCUUACUCACAGGCUUUAAAAAUGUCAACACUGAACCAUCCAAUAAAGAAAUAAAAUCUGUCUCUUCCACAAAACCAAAGACCACAGUUAGCCUGCACAGUGUAUUGUC